AUGGAAUCCACCAGCAACUCAUCCAUCUCCGGCAAUCGCAAAGCCAGCAAGAAGACCGUCGCCUCCUCUGCGACUGCGAAACCAAACGGGAAGUCCCCUGUUUCAUCUAGCAAUCCGAUGAACCCAAACACUGUUACCGCUCUGUCCUCCGCGCAUGCAAACCAAGUGAUGUUCUUCAGAGAUGUUUCACUCGGCCCACGCGAAGCCGAGUUGAGGUUUCGUCUGAUUCACUUAUGGGAGGCUCGAAAUAUAUGCACGAAAACCUUGAUUGGACAAGAGAUGCUCCUUAUCGACGAAGAGGGAACUGUUAUUCAAGGUUUUGUUCCAGCCGGUCAAGUAGGGACAUUUGAUCUGGUAGCUGGUUCCGUCUAUAAGCUCAACAAUUUUUUCGGAUCCAGGAACAAAGCUCAGUUCUCGGUUGCUGAUCAUAUCGCCAUCGUCUCAUUCAGUUGGAAUUCUGAUUUAUCCGUUCUUGAGAACCCUCCGGUUCUGAUUCCAGAAGACAGGUUCAGGUUCCACAGCUUCGAGGAGUUUAUGGCCAACUGUGAUUCCAAGGGUGAUCUUUACGAUUAUGUUGGCCACAUGAGGCUGGUGAAUGGACAGACUCUCACUGACCAUACUGUUCUUGACGAAGUUGCCAUAGCUGAGAAGCGGCAUCUAUGUGUUCAUGUUCAGACACAUGACGGACCAGUGAUGAAGCUCUAUCUAUGGGAUAAUGCCGCAUCUGAGUUCUGCUAG
Molecule: messenger RNA, 738 nt
Organism: Brassica napus (rape)
Lineage: Eukaryota; Viridiplantae; Streptophyta; Magnoliopsida; Brassicales; Brassicaceae
Exons: 4
Coding region: 1-738 (245 amino acids)
Source: RefSeq, a predicted model, not a curated record